Molecule: messenger RNA, 6671 nt
Organism: Felis catus (domestic cat)
Lineage: Eukaryota; Metazoa; Chordata; Mammalia; Carnivora; Felidae
Gene: DCUN1D3
Product: defective in cullin neddylation 1 domain containing 3
Exons: 7
Coding region: 950-1864 (304 amino acids)
Biological process (GO): positive regulation of ubiquitin-protein transferase activity; protein neddylation
Cellular component (GO): ubiquitin ligase complex
Molecular function (GO): ubiquitin-like protein binding; cullin family protein binding; ubiquitin conjugating enzyme binding
Source: RefSeq, a predicted model, not a curated record
GUAGGGAGGUGAGGGAGGAUGGGAAAGAGGAGGCAGUAACAGCCAGAGCCUGGUGAGCAAAGAGGAAAUGAAAAAAGUCUAGGUCAGAGAGGUACAGGCUAGGCUCAGAACAGGUAGGCAAAAUAAGAGCAAGAAGAAGGAAAUAGAAAGUGAUGCUCCUUUUUGAUCAAUUCUAUUUCCUUUCGUAGAGUAUUAUCACUUACUGUUUUGCAGGUACUGUUGGACUGUUGGCAAUUAAAAAAAAAAAAAAGUUGCCCUGCUGAGAGUGGGAGAGGAGCCGUCUGUGGUCACCUGGGUCUUUUCUGGCAGAUAAAUGUCAAGCUGUGUUCAGAAUUCAACAAAAUGUUCAACUGAGAGCACACUUUUUCUCCUUAGAGGAUUUUGUCUUGUUAAAGAGUUUUGGACUUUGUAUGCUAAUGCUGGGCUUCAGAUGCUCUGGCCAAUGGAUUAUUAAGCUGUCUACUAUUCAUCUUCAUUUCAAUGGCUUAUUAUAACUCAGAUGUUGAUACCAGUGAACCAGGAUCAGUUCUCCCUAAAUGUUGCACAGUGUUCUGAAGCUCUUUGUACAAAGGACCAGUGAGUUUGAUGCCACACCUUCAUGAAGUCCUCUGGGGGACACAGCAGAACAGGUUCAAAUUUGAGUGGAUUUAAAGACUUGCCUCACUCAAGCAAAUUGACAAAUUUCUAUUUCUGCAUUCAUGGUGAAGAUAUCCGGGCAAAAAACAAAGCUGAUCUCUAGUUAACUAAUUUUCAAUUUGUGACUACUGAAUUCCUCAGAAGGAGACUGAAAAGUGCACAGGUGAUGUGGUAAUUGGGUGUUUGAGGACUAAUCGACCACAAUCAGGUUGGCUAGCUCCUCUGGCUGAUGGCAUGUUGAGGCACAUGGGCCAGUGGCAGCGAGGGCAUCUGAUCCAGAGGGGGCCACUCUAGAGGCCAGGCCACCAGCACCAUGGGCCAGUGCGUCACCAAGUGCAAGAAUCCCUCAUCAACCCUGGGCAGCAAGAAUGGAGACCGUGACCCCAGCAGCAAGUCACACAGCAGGCGGGGUGCAGGCCAUCGCGAGGAACAGCCACCAGCCUGUGGCAAGCCAGGUGGGGAUAUCCUUGUCAAUGGGACCAAGAAGGCAGAGGCUGUCACCGAACCCUGCCAGCUGCCAACGUCCUCUGGAGAUGCUGGGAGGGAGCCCAAGUCCAAUGCCGAGGAGUCUUCCCUGCAGAGGUUGGAAGAACUGUUCAGGCGUUACAAGGACGAGCGGGAGGAUGCAAUUUUGGAGGAAGGCAUGGAGCGCUUUUGCAAUGACUUAUGUGUUGACCCCACGGAAUUUCGAGUGCUGCUCUUGGCUUGGAAGUUCCAGGCUGCUACCAUGUGCAAAUUCACCAGGAAGGAGUUUUUUGAUGGCUGCAAAGCAAUAAGUGCAGACAGCAUUGAUGGGAUCUGUGCACGGUUCCCUAGCCUCUUAACAGAAGCCAAACAAGAGGAUAAAUUCAAGGAUCUGUACCGGUUUACAUUUCAGUUUGGCCUGGACUCUGAAGAAGGGCAGCGGUCACUGCAUCGGGAAAUAGCCAUUGCCCUGUGGAAACUAGUCUUUACCCAGAACAAUCCUCCAGUAUUGGACCAAUGGCUAAACUUCCUAACGGAGAACCCCUCGGGGAUCAAGGGCAUCUCCCGGGACACUUGGAACAUGUUCCUUAACUUCACUCAGGUGAUUGGCCCAGACCUCAGCAACUACAGUGAAGAUGAGGCCUGGCCAAGUCUCUUCGAUACCUUUGUGGAGUGGGAAAUGGAGCGAAGGAAAAGAGAAGGGGAAGGGAGAGGUGCACUCAGCUCAGGGCCCGAGGGCUUGUGUCCCGAGGAGCAGACUUAGUGGCUCUAUCCCAGGAGCAGCAGCAGCAGCAGCCGCAGCAAGGAUCUGCCUGCUGCUCUGUAGCCAACUGAGGGAUUGGACCUUUCUGGAAAUUACUGAAGAUCCAGAUAUUUUCUACUUUACACCUUUCUCUGCCUUGUAUCUGAAAGGGCUCUAAAAUGCUGUAUCAUGUUUUAGGCACUUUCUUCACUUUUUGGUUAUUUUGGUUAUUUCUUUUUUUGGGGGGGUUCCCCCAAAAUAUUUGAACCUGGCUACAUGUUGUGUAUCUUUUUUUUGAAGCCUUCAGAUAGAAUAAGCCUGCCAUUUCUUGCACAAAUUAGAUUUUUUUUUUUUUUUGUGGGGGAGGGUAUAGAGCAGGGAGGGGGGAAUGGGAUGGUUAGGUUGAAUUAACAUUACAAGAUGAUACAGUGCCAGAUCUCAGUUUUGCAUAUUCUGUUUUUCAGGGCAGGUCUGUACUGUGUGUAGUGCUGUUUACAUGGUUGGAUUUAGGUUAUAAUAAUUAUUUUAAAAGAUUUACACAGAAUUGAAUAGCAGUGUUAACUGUUAACCAUAUUGCAUUAAUUCCCAGGCGAUUUAAAGCUCUUGGAGAGCCAAGGCCAGCCAAGAGCAUUUGUAGUCUGGUGACAACCCCCUUUUAAGCUAAUUUAUCCGAACCCCUUUUCUUCACUUCUUGCUCAUUCCUUCUUUGACCUAUUUCAUUUCAUGUUGCAUUUAUCCAUCAACAUGCUGCACCUGUCAGUCAAGUGAGCAGUUUUUUUUUAUACCACAUUGUACUGAGAACCACUUAAGCAUUGAAUGCAGAGAAAGCAGUGCUACCUCAGUUUUGCUGGAAGUAGACUUUGAUAGUUUUCUUUUUUUUUUUUUUUUUUUUUAUGAAUUUUCUGUAUUUUCAUGUUGUAGGUGAAAAUACCUUUUUUUUUUUUUUUUCAUUUGCCUUGGAGCCAAAGUUUCUGUUCCUGGUGGUCGGAAAACUGUGCCUGCCGGCCAACUGACUUGAAGGAAAACUGUGGUAUGGAGCUCUGCUUGAAUUUUUUUUUUUUUUUAAUAUUUUUUUUGAUUAUCAUCAGCUUACUUGUCUGGCAAGUGCAGAAGCCUGGGACUGGCCUGAACUCUGCCAAACAAAUAUAGAAGUGUAUUUAAUAGUUAAACUUGUGCCCUUUCCCUUCUUGCUGCACCCAUGUUGUCACUUAAUCCCCAGGAGUUAUUUAUUACCUUCUUUGUUAAUGUCAAGCUCAUUUGGGGUAAUGUGAUAACUGUUUAGGUUUACAUGACCCUCCUCUCUUUUUCCCUACCCCCAAAUAUGUAUAUAUACAUAUAUAAGAUAUGUAUAUAUUUUACCUAUAUAAAAUAUAUAUAUACACAUAUAUGUAUCUAUAUUCCUUUAUUUCUUUGCCUGCUAAAACUGGCCAUAAAAGAGGGAGCUGCCUUCAAUAUAUAAAGCAUAAGAAGAGUGCCAGGGAAUGUCAUAAAUGGAGGCUUUUGAACCUGAAUUUGGACCAUUUUCACUAAAGAGAAGAUGAAUUUUCUCAGCCCUUUCCUCAUACGAGGGAGGGCCAGUUCCCCAGACUCCUUUACGUGCUCGCUCCAUAAGGUCUGCUUUGGCCAUACUGCCACACGGGAGCUGACUCUGGUCCUACCCAGUUUCAGUAGAGGGUCCUCUUGGUAUUUUUCCAUUUAAAAAAACGGCCUCAAAAAACUGUACUGGAAGGGUGGGUGGCAGGAACUUGUAUAGUUCAGCUUCCAACACUUUGGAAUAGAUUGAAAAGGGAAUCUUUGAAUAAAAACUUUUAAAAUAUUUAUACUCUUGAGAUAAUGAGAGUUUGUCUAUUAAACAUUUGGAGUUUUCUUCCCUAACUACUCCCAUCUGCCUCCCAGGUAUGUUUCUCAGCCUGGGCAGAAUUUGCUUAUUUUGAGUUCCUUUAUUAGUAGUCUAUGGCUCCAGGCUCCCAUCUUUCCAAAGAGGAUUAUUUAAAGAGUUUCUGCAGUCGAUGUUUUCUAAGAUUGACAAUGACCUAGGAAAUGUACUUGGGGGGUUGAUUUUUUUUUUUUUUUUUUAAAGCCCCUAAACCUUACAGUUGCUUCUUCUAGAGGACUAGAAGGGAAACUUUCAAAUCAGCCACAGCAAGUUAGCAGUACUGCUGGAAAGCUGAAGAGGGUCUCAGGCCAGAUGUCCGGCUUUUGUUCUAGCCUAAGACACAAGUUCCUUGAAUAAAGAGAGUUUUUAGGGGCCCAUUGGGUUUUGUGGGCUCAACUGUAGUCAGGGUGCCCAGACUGAGGUCUUAAAGGGGGAAUGCCUUUUUAUCCAGCCAGUCUGCGACGUCUAGUUUUUCCUGAUUCUGGACUCGGUCAAGGUUGAAAAGGGAGAAAGGCAGGCUGCUUCUCCUAGUCCGGUAAGGCUCUCUUCUUAGAUGACAAGGGUAUAUGGAGAGAAGUGCACAAAAGAGGGAGGCACUGAGGAUCCUGAGGACUCUGGAGAAACUGGAUUCCUUUCCCAGCCUACAAGGUAGCAUUCCAUGCAUGAGGUGUACUAGACUGGGUGGAUUUUGUAAAUUAACUAUUCAGCCUCCCCACCCUCCAGAAAAGGGCCAGUAAAGAACUUAUUUUUGGUUAUAUUUUUAAUGAUGUAUUUGUUACAGAAAUGCAAAUGAGAAACCAGAAAAGGGAGCCGUUAGGGAAGGACUUAAAGGGUCCUUCCAGGUUUGACUUCAUGAUGCAAGGAAUUCAAGCUUCCACAGUAGCUCUGCGCCAAUGUUUGACUACAGGAAAAGCAAUUUUGCAAAGGGAUCGAAGAUGGGUGUGUAUGUAGGAUUUGUAGUCAUUUCUGGGAAGUGAAAGGUCUCUGGUCCUUUUAACCUAGAAACAGGUUUUCUGUUUAAUGGGUGAGCAGUAAUUGUGUGGAAGAGGCCAAAUGCGUGCCCCUCAGGUAAGCCAGUGCACUCUUCACUUUAACAAUGUAACACCAGGGUGGUGUGAAGAGGGGCAGGAUAUGGAUGCAAUUUUGAAAAUAGGCAAAUAUUUGAGGGUAACUACAAUACAUUGAAUACGUAUUGGGGAAUUCUUGGUUUUCAGCAAAUGGCUGAGUUUGUGGUUAGUGAUUAGAAAGCUGUAUGAGAUGAAGUGUUGCUUCAUUGAAAUGCUCUUCCCCCAUCCCUGCCAUAUUUGAAUGUAUCAUUAACCCCACCUAUUGUAAUGACUUUGCUGUGCUUCAGCUGGUUGCCUCAACAGUAUUUCCUCAUCUGUGCCAGAUGUGCUCACAUCUGUGAGAUGUGAGAUAGGUCCCAGACACCAUGUCUACCCUUCCAAUAAGAAGUAUUAGAGCUGGGUAAAGAUCCCAAUUUCAACCAAGCCCAUAGGCCCAAAGAAAUCCAACUGAAAAUGUACAGGGCAGUGUUUUUGACAUUAAAACUUUCCUAAGGAAGGCACAAACUAGCCUUCUUAGGAAGAAGGGAUUAAGCCACAAAGUAUUUAAUCAGUCUUUGAAACAGUCUUGAUUUCCCAGAGGCUGAUGCCAAAUUCAGCCCUCAUUGCUGGAGCCUGUAGGAUGUGGGACUCCAUAGUUCGUGUGAUGGCCUCAAAUACUCUACACUAUGCCAAAUUGCAUUAAACAAUAGUGGGAAAUUACUGGGAUAAGGACUUGGGUCUAAAAGUUGAAGAACCAAAAUAUCCGUAUUUAGGACUUUGGUUUGCCACAUUUAAAGUGAAGUCUUGAGUGUAGUGAAGCCCAGAAGUAGACCCAAUUAUGCAAUUAUAAGGGCUGGAGAGAAGAUGCUGCUAGGUUUGUUUUGUUUUAGCUGCCUGCUUUCGCCUUUUUCUUGUGUCUCUAAUGUUUGAUUAGUGAUGACUUGAACAUCUUGGCAACUGACAAAGGUCUUCAGUGGUGGGCUCUAGCAGUAUCUUGUUUAGAAAGGACUAUUAAAAGUUAGUACAGUAUGUUGAGACUCACUUGAGGACAUUCACAUUGAUCCUCAACUUACUCCAUAAUCUGUUUUUUGAAUCUUACAGGGUGGUUCCCACUCACCCCUUUCAGAAUUUAUUCCUAUAAGCUGUAAUUAUAGCAUAUAUCCAGUUUAAUCUGGACUGGGGGCCGUGUUUUAGUGAGGAUCUGCAGGUGUUUUUUCUUACUGAAAGACAGACUUGAGCACUGGUUGCAGACGCCAAGAUGAUUUAUAUAGCUUUGAGUAACCGUCAGGUACUGCGGCAUCACAUCCUCCCUAUUCCUCUUGGAAACUAAGCCUGCUUUCAUAGAUACCUUUUUCCACCAUGCACCUUCCCUUCUUUCAGUAUAAUCUUGGAUAAUGCCAAAGGAAGCCAUUCAACAGAAGCACACCUCCCCCCACCCACCGCCCCUGCCAUUUAUUCUGGGGGACGUGUCUUCCCUCUGACUCUGGUCCCCAGCCCCGAAUCUGUAAUAAACUCCUCUUACCUGUUGCACUAAUGAAUAUAAUUCUGGGUUUCAAAGGGGGAAUUUGAAGCAAUAGGCAAAUGGGGCUUGGAUGAAUUGGUCCUACAGAUACCCUGCCUUAACCCACUGAGGUGAUGAGUCCACUACUCAUGUGACCCUCCACCUUUGUGGAUUCCUCUUGGUUUGUGACCGGUCUGUUUCUUGAGGUUGUACAAACUUGUUGACAAAGGUCAAUACUUUUGUUUGUAUUCUCUGCACUGUUGCACUCUCCAAAUGGCCCCUUGAAUAUUUUUAACUUGUUACACACGUUUUGGUCUUUGUCUACAUUUUUCUUUUGAUGUUUUUGUUUUUUUAUUUGAAAGGUUACCUGCUGUUGGAUUUAAUAAAUUUGUUUACUUGACUGUU